This is a messenger RNA of Gigantopelta aegis, 1310 nucleotides long. RefSeq names its product protein TsetseEP-like. The coding region runs from base 78 to 629 and encodes 183 amino acids. The transcript has 4 exons. The record is from RefSeq and is a predicted model, not a curated record. NCBI's taxonomy places the organism in Eukaryota, Metazoa, Mollusca, Gastropoda, Neomphalida, Peltospiridae.
CAUUAUGUUUGGAUUCCUAAAACGUCAUUAAUUUUGCUAACGCCGAUUUCCACAUCUUACAACAAGAACAUAAAGGUAUGAUACUUUUGCGUGCACUCAUUGGAGUUGGUACACUCUUGGUUCUGGGUAUGAAUUUCACGAACUCGCAAUUAUUUCCCAGUCCUGCUCCAAGCACAGAAUACAGUCCUGUUCCAUGGCCAGAACCUAGUCCAGCUCCGAAACCAGAACCUAGUCCAGCUCCGAAGCCAGAACCUAGUCCAGGUCCAAGACCAGAAUAUAGUCCUGUUCCAUGGCCAGAACCUAGUCCAGCUCCGAAGCCAGAUACUACUACAGCUCCAAAGCCAGAUACUACACGAGGUCCAAAGCCAGAUACUACACGAGGUCCAAAGCCAGAUACUACACAAGUUCCAAAGCCAGAUACUACGGGUUCAACUCCAGAGAAGCAGACUGGAGGCCUCAGUGCAGGAUUUGUAGUACUAAUAGCGGUUGUAGUUGUGGUGGCUGCUGCCAUUCCAGCGGCGUUGUUAAUUCGCAAGAGAUGGAAACGCAGUGCGAAAUCCACAGACGAUACAGUGAUGUUGGACGACACCGAGAACGCAAAACAGGAAAAUGAAGUGGCUGUUGUAUAAUACUAUACUUACAAGAGAAUAAAAAUAAAUAUGAUAACACUAGUGGGCAACAAAAAAGUAAUUUGACAACUCUGACAGGAGAGGAAGACCCAAACAAGAACCCUGUCUACAAAAAAAGUUUAAAAACAAAUGAAGCAAAACACGCUUAUAUUUACAAUGGCCUGUGUGUGUGUGCAUGCGAGCGCGCGUGUGUGUGUGUAUGUAUGUGUGCAGAGAGGCAGAGAGACGGGGGGGGGGGGGGGGGGGGGGGGGGGGGUGUGUGUGUGUGUUAUAGAUGUCUUUGUUUGUUGUGUUUUUGUUCUUUUUUGGUUUCUCCUCUCUUUUUUUCAUAUAUACCGUUAGGAUUGUCAAAUGCAUAGUGGUUCAUUCUACUGUCAAUCGUCGAUAACUCAAACUUCAAUGUCUCAAACUGAAGUGACGGUCGAAUUGUUAUACAAACUAGUAACGGCUUUCGAAAACUCGAAAUCCUCGAUCUCUCACACCACAUUCUUUGGUCCCGCCAUAAAGAUUUAGUAGGUUAUGCACCUCUAAAACUAGGCACGUGUGGAUUAAUCAAAUUGCCGUUGACAAUAGUAUUUUCAAGAGGAAAGAAUCCUGAAUCAGGUCAAUUAGGCUGCUCUUGGCUAUCGAUGAUUAAGGUGAUAAUUAAAUAAUAGAUCACCCACUAGGGGAACGAACUGA